This is a messenger RNA of Pipistrellus kuhlii (Kuhl's pipistrelle), 1893 nucleotides long. It is a transcript of the gene SLC35C1, whose product is annotated as solute carrier family 35 member C1. NCBI's taxonomy places the organism in Eukaryota, Metazoa, Chordata, Mammalia, Chiroptera, Vespertilionidae. The record is from RefSeq and is a predicted model, not a curated record. Gene Ontology annotation, cellular component: Golgi apparatus. Gene Ontology annotation, molecular function: antiporter activity. Gene Ontology annotation, biological process: GDP-fucose import into Golgi lumen; protein O-linked glycosylation via fucose. The transcript is spliced from 3 exons. Bases 350 to 1711 code for a protein of 453 amino acids.
GGACCUGAGAACACCAGCCCUGGGGCUGGAGCUCGCAGGCUGAGCCCGGCGGCCGCAUUGGGAGGAGGAUUUUGCAAGGAAGGGGGGAGGAACCAGGGGAGAGGGCGAAGCUUUGAGGCUACCCACAGGUCUGGAAUGGGGGGACCCGAUGACAGAUUGAGGUCCUGUAAUAGGGGCGUCAUGGCAUCCGGGGUCUGAGAGCGCUGCAGGGAAUCGCGGGUUUGGGAGAGGGCUGGGGAGGGGGAGAGUGGGGGGAAGGAGGGAACUGCACAGAUGUUUGGCAAGAGUGAGCUGGGACUAAGUGACCGACCCAGGGCCAGGGCCAGCGGGGGCGUGGGUGUUCCUAGACAUGGAGGGAAGCGAGGGGUGCCAGGGCCGGGGAGGAGGGAGCGCAGCCUGCACGGGGAUUUGGGGCGACCAGCUGAGUCGGGGUGUUAGCCUUAGAAGGGUCGGAGCCAGCGGGGUUUGCAGGAAGAGGGUGAGGCUCAAACACCCAGAAGAACCUUCGGAGGCUGCCGAGAGCUGGGUGGCGGUCGGGCCCCCGACGCGGCCAGACUCUGACUGUCUGGGUACUGUGGCUUUAAGAGGCCGCUGGGCUGCGGGCUCUUUAAGGAGGAGGCGGAAGGCCCCUCUGAAGCGCUCCAGGAUCCUGCACAUGGCCCUGAUGGGGACUUCCGACCUCUCCGGCGAGGCGGAGGCCAGCCAGGGGAAGCCCUUCCUGCUCCGGGCCCUGCAGAUCGCCCUGGUGGUCUUUCUCUACUGGGUCACCUCCAUCUCCAUGGUGUUUCUCAACAAGUACCUGCUGGACAGCCCCUCCCUGCAGCUGGACACCCCCAUCUUCGUCACCUUCUACCAGUGCCUGGUGACCGCCCUGCUGUGCAAGGGCCUCAGCACCCUGUCCGCCUGCUGCCCCGGGGCCAUGGAGUUCCCGGCCCUGCGCCUGGACCUCAGGGUGGCCCGCAGCGUCCUGCCCCUGUCCGUGGUCUUCAUCUGCAUGAUCACCUUCAACAACCUCUGCCUGAAGUACGUGGGGGUGGCCUUCUACAACGUGGGCCGCUCCCUCACCACCGUCUUCAACGUGCUGCUCUCCUACCUCCUGCUCAAGCAGACCACCUCCUUCUACGCCCUGCUCACCUGCGGCAUCAUCAUCGGUGGCUUCUGGCUUGGUGUGGACCAGGAGGGGGCAGAGGGCACCCUGUCUUGGACGGGCACCCUCUUUGGCGUGCUAGCCAGCCUGUGUGUCUCGCUCAACGCCAUCUACACCAAGAAGGUGCUCCCGGCGGUGGACGGCAGCAUCUGGCGCCUGACCUUCUACAACAACGUCAACGCCUGCGUGCUCUUCCUGCCGCUGCUCCUGCUGCUGGGGGAGCUCCAGGCCCUCCUCCGCUUCGCCCAGCUGGGCAGCGCCCACUUCUGGGGCAUGAUGACGCUGGGCGGCCUGUUCGGCUUUGCCAUCGGCUACGUGACGGGACUGCAGAUCAAGUUCACCAGCCCCCUGACCCACAACGUGUCGGGCACGGCCAAGGCCUGUGCCCAGACGGUGCUGGCUGUCCUCUACUACGAGGAGGCCAAGAGCUUCCUCUGGUGGACGAGCAACAUGAUGGUGCUGGGGGGCUCCUCCGCCUACACCUGGGUCAGGGGCUGGGAGAUGAAGAAGGUGCAGGAGGAGCCCAGCCCCAAGGUGGAGGAGAAGAGCAGCCUGGGGGUGUGAGCUCCUGCGGGGACCUCGGGAUGGCCCGCCCAGGAGAGCGCCCCCGGGAGGAAGCCCAUGGAUGCAGCAGAGGCCUCUCUGACCCAGCCAGGGAGUCCUGGAGGGGUGUUUGCAGACGGAUUGGAACCUGGUGAUCAAAACGGAACAGUGUUUUCAAGUAAUGUCGGAAAGUCACCGAUCCU